Messenger RNA from Malania oleifera, 1073 nucleotides. Its product is annotated as phenylcoumaran benzylic ether reductase Betv6-like. The transcript is spliced from 4 exons. NCBI's taxonomy places the organism in Eukaryota, Viridiplantae, Streptophyta, Magnoliopsida, Santalales, Ximeniaceae. The record is from RefSeq and is a predicted model, not a curated record. Bases 100 to 891 code for a protein of 263 amino acids.
UUCCAGGGUCCAGUAUUAUCAUUUCUCUGUCCGUGCCCGGCAACUUCGCUCUGUGACAGACUCACCCUUCGUCGGAAACUCCCCGAUAAAUUCUCCCAAAUGGCAUCAAAGAGCAAGAUUCUGUUCAUUGGAGGGACAGGCUACAUCGGAAAAUUCAUCGUCGAGGCCAGCGCCAAGGCCGGUCACCCUAUCUUUGCUCUCGUCAGAGACUCCACCAUUUCUAAUCCUGACAAGGGCAAAAUAAUCGAGAGCUUCAAGAGUUCUGGCGUCCAGCUGCUCACUAGGUUCAUUCCUUCUGAAUUUGGAUCUGAUCCAGACAGAGUUCAGAUAUUAGACUUGCUCUAUGACAUCUAUUCGAGGAAAGCUGAAAUUAGGCGUCUUAUAGAAUCAGAAGGCAUACCCCAUGCCUGUGUAUCGUGCAAUUUCUUCAUGAGUUAUUUUCUUCCGUCACUGCUUCAACCAGGCCAAAAGGUUCCUCCUAGGGACAAAGUGACAAUUUUUGGAGAUGGAAGUACUAAAGGUGUCUUUGUGAAGGAAAGUGAUGUUGCCACCUUCACUAUCAAUACAGUGGAUGAUCCACGUACGCUUAAUAAAGUGCUGUAUCUGAGGCCUUCAGGAAAUGUUUACUCCAUGAAUGAGCUGUUCAAGAUUUGGGAGAGUAAGAUUGGGAAGAAGCUUGGGAAGUUUUAUGUGCCAGAAGAAAUUGUUCUUAGGAAAAUUAAAGAUACUCCAUACCCAGAAUGUUUGGAACUCAUUUUUAUAUAUUCUGCUUUCAUUAAGGGAGAUCACACGUACUUUGACAUUGAGUCAUCUGGUGGGGUCGAAGGAACACAGCUGCAUGCUCACGUUAAAUACACGACAAUCAGUGAUUACUUAGACACCCUUUUGUGAAAAAUUUAAGAUCACUGCAAUCAGUGAUUACUUUGACACCCUUUUGUGAGAAAUGUUUAUAAUUGCUCUGAUAAAUUAGUUUAUUUGCCAAUCCUCUUUCUUGUCAUUUCUUAUGACAGAAUUACACUAUUGAAUAUGAAGUCAAAUGGAAAAGUCUCUGGGAGUCUUUAUAUCUGCACAAA